CGACAGUGAGACUGAAGCAAGUUAGCUGGAAAGAGCAUGAAUCAGCCAACGUUAAUGAAACUCGUCAUUACAUUCUCAGUUUAUUACUCUUAUGUAAAUGCUGCACUUGAAAGAAACAUUACUCUGGAUAUUGUUGAUAAAGAGCACAGUAAUCUAUUAGCAGAAGCUAAUGUCAAAAUGAUCAAAAUAGCCGGGUCAAAGCAUAAAUGCAUGGCUGUUUUCUCGCGAACAACCUUCGAAAUUGACGAUAUAAUCCAUGAACUACAGUCCAAAGAGUUCUGCACAUUCGUCAUCAUAAAAUCAUUGCAACACGAAGCAGAUGAUAAAAAUACAAGAAUUUUUUCACAAGAUAAUGAAGACCUCAUAUCUGAAAUUGAUGUGUUUAUGAUAUUCUUUAAUGAUUAUAAAGACAUAUUACAUGAUUCACUAUUGAAACAUUUACAGAGAAAUUUUUGGAACUCGCAAGCAUACUUCAUGUUAUUAUCAAUGGCAACUACCAACAUAGAAAACAUACAAGCUAAAAGAAUACUCAGUCUCUAUUGGGAAAAAUUAGAAAUUUUGAAUAUUGUAUUAAUUUGUUUGAAAACUAAUAAGUUAAGAAAGAAAAUAAGUUUGAUAACCUACAACCCUUUUUUGAAAGAAGAUGCCAUAAGUGUAAUAGAUUCAUCUUGUAAUGAUGAUUUAAUUUUCUAUGACAAGUUUGCAAAAGUACAAAACUACCCAUUGACAGUUGUAACCUACAACAUACCACCUUUCGCGUUUAGCAAGAUGGAUAAGGGUGGCGAAUGGGUAUCAAGUGGACCAAUGGUUGAGGUGAUUAGAAGUAUUGUUCGUCACAUGAAUUUUGUUUUCGUUGAUCAUUCUUCCGAUGUACGUAUGAAAAUUUCACGCCAUGACCCGGACGUCACACUCGGAAUGUUUUUCUCCACCCCCCGCAUCCUCAAGAAUAUGUCAUACCCUUUCUUCUUUGAUAGGGCUGCUAUCAUAGUACCAAAAGCACUGCAGAUGCCAGCAUGGAUGAAUCUCAUUCACCCAUUCAGUUUCGACUCGUGGAUGGCAUAUAUAUCGAUGUUUGUCUUUCUAGUUCUGGUCAGUAAAGUUGUUUCAAAAUUUGAAAUACACGCUUCACCGGGGCAGUUUAGCGUCUUGGAGGUCGUGCGAGGAUUUCUUGUUGGAGGCUCCAUAUACAUCCAACAGUGUACUCCCUUGAGGCUGAUCCUCGUCUCAACACUUCUAUUCAACCUAAUAAUGAACAACUGUUACACGGGCCUGAUCACGAGUUACCUGACAGUGCCCCGCUACUACCCUGAACUGAAAACAGUGGAUGAUUUGGAAGCUAACUCUAUUUCGAUAGCAAUGGUAGUGCCAUUACACUUUUUUGAAAAUACUGUUGUUUUUGACUAUAUGAGUAAUUCACUUACGGACUUCGAUUUAAAUGAUGAGACAACAUCGAAAUUACUUUCGAACACUGUAAUAACGAACGAUUUUGACUCCACCGUUCAUAAUGUCAUGUUUCACAGGAAUAUCAGUGUUUACUCUUCAUUAUCUAUGGCUCACUACAAGAUAAAAUUUGACUAUAACAUUUUAAGUCAUUCUAAACUCAGUGUUAUGGAGCUUAAUAUUCUUUUACCAAUAGUGUUGUUAUUUCGUAAAAAUUUUCCUUAUAAGAGGAAGUUUAAGAUGUAUCUGUGUGCUUUGAAGGAGGCUGGCAUCGUAGAUAAGCUGCUUCUUGAUAAGAUGGUAAGUAAUAAGGAUACAGCCACAAACGAGCUCUCAAAACUUUCUCUAAGUCACUUGCAAGGUGUUUUCUUUGUCCUUUUGAUCGGUAUUUUGUUAAGUACUUUAAUUUUCAUCUUGGAAUUAGUUUUUAAAUUCGCCUACUUCUUUUUUGAAUAUAUCUAUGAAAAUUUCUCAAUUAUGACACAUCUUAAUAGGCAUAAAAUCUAGAACGCUAAUA
This is a messenger RNA of Bacillus rossius redtenbacheri, 1957 nucleotides long. RefSeq lists its product as uncharacterized. Gene Ontology annotation, molecular function: ligand-gated monoatomic ion channel activity. The coding region runs from base 37 to 1947 and encodes 636 amino acids. Lineage: Eukaryota; Metazoa; Arthropoda; Insecta; Phasmatodea; Bacillidae. The record is from RefSeq and is a predicted model, not a curated record. The transcript is spliced from 2 exons. Gene Ontology annotation, cellular component: membrane.